AUGUAUUUGGAUAAUCUCGGGAUUCGACUAGGCGACAGAUACUCCCGGACUGGAGCAGUGACAGACCUCGAGGAGGCUAUCCUGAUAGGCCGACAAGCUGUCGAUGCCACUUCGUUAGACCAUCCUGACCGAGCUAUGUAUCUGGAUAAUCUCGGGAUUCGACCAGGCGACAGAUACUCCCCGACUGGAGCAGUGACAGACCUCGAGGAGGCUAUCCUGAUAGGCUGA
Molecule: messenger RNA, 228 nt
Organism: Penicillium canescens
Lineage: Eukaryota; Fungi; Ascomycota; Eurotiomycetes; Eurotiales; Aspergillaceae
Product: tetratricopeptide repeat protein
Exons: 1
Coding region: 1-228 (75 amino acids)
Source: RefSeq, a predicted model, not a curated record